This is a messenger RNA of Chanos chanos (milkfish), 2386 nucleotides long. It is a transcript of the gene nfe2l2a, whose product is annotated as nfe2 like bZIP transcription factor 2a. Gene Ontology annotation, cellular component: nucleus. The record is from RefSeq and is a predicted model, not a curated record. Bases 143 to 1906 code for a protein of 587 amino acids. Gene Ontology annotation, molecular function: DNA-binding transcription factor activity, RNA polymerase II-specific; RNA polymerase II cis-regulatory region sequence-specific DNA binding. Gene Ontology annotation, biological process: regulation of transcription by RNA polymerase II; cellular response to oxidative stress. NCBI's taxonomy places the organism in Eukaryota, Metazoa, Chordata, Actinopteri, Gonorynchiformes, Chanidae. The transcript has 5 exons.
UUCCUCAUAACUACGACGUCCUGGCAAAAGACUGUGACGUGUUUAUGUAACAUUUUAUUUUUUCGGCCACUGUAAAGGAAUACACAAAAUAUUAGUCGUAUUGGAAUAUUCACCACAAAAGGAAGCAUUUUGUCUCACCAAAAUGAUGGAGAUUGAAAUGCCUAAAAUGCAGCCUAGUCAACAGCAGGAUAUGGAUCUGAUUGACAUCCUAUGGAGGCAGGACAUUGACUUGGGUGCGGGGCGUGAGGUCUUUGACUUCACUUACCGUCAGAAGGAGAGUGAGCUGCAGAAGCAGAAGGAGCAGGAGGAGGAGAAACGACAGCAGUUACAGCUGGAGCAGGAGAAGGCCCUGCUCGCUCAGCUGCAGCUUGACGAGGAGACGGGAGAGUUUGUGCCUCGGCCGAACCCGAGCUCCCUGCCGCCGCAGCCUGGAACCACGCCCUCCACCGAGGUCAACCAGAAUGACGUUUUCUCAGAGGGAAAUGGCGACGCCAUGUCGUUCGACGAAUGUAUGCAACUCCUCGCUGAAACCUUCCCACUCGUAGAGCCAACAGAGACCACUCCCCCUUGCCUGGAAUCCUCUGUCUCCACCACCACAGAUAGCAGCCAGCUCAUGAUGGCCACAGAGCAACCUGCCCCGACCCAGAAUGCCAUGCUGCCUGCCUCUCUGGACCAGGCGUGGAUGGAGCUGCUCUCCAUUCCCGAGCUGCAGCAAUGUCUCAACAUGAUAGAGCCACCAGCUUACGUAAAUACAAACGUCCCCGUGGAGCUGCAGGAUCCAAACUAUAACAUGUACAUGGCUGGUCUGACAGACUUGGCUGGGAACAACGCGGAAAGCUGCCAGUCUGAAUAUGUCAAUGGCUUCGAGAGGUCUUUCCCAAACAUGGCUCUUCCUAAUCUCGACCAGAUGAGCCUCACUGCCCCAGACGUGAAUUCAGGCUUCGGCACAGAGGGUUUGUGUGACGUGCUCUACUCUGAUCUUGAUGUCAACAGUGCAGAGAAUGGAGCAAGCCCAUUGGCUGAUACAGCAAACGACCCACCAAUGGACCUUCAUGCUCUCUCACCUGGGGACACGUUCAACACCAGCAAGGCCGAAGCCAUGGUGGAAUUCCCAGAUUCAGAUUCCGGUCUUUCGUUGGAUUCGAGCCCCAAUGUGAGCUCCCCUGACAAGUCCCUACACGACGACGGAUCGUUUGAGUUCAGCGACGCUGAAAUGGAUGACAUGGACAAUGAUCCUGGGAGUGUAGAGUCUGACUUUAUGGAGAUGUUUUCGCUGUCGCUCGCCAGCGACUGCCAGCAGACGUCGCUCUCAGUGCAGUCCUCUCCUGCCCACCAUCAGGACAUGCAGGGGAAACACUCAAAGAGCGAGUCCAUGGAAGGCAGCGGUCACACCAAACCUCCCUUCACCAAAGACAAGGCCAAGAGGCGAUCCGAGGCGCGUCUCUCACGAGACGAGCAGAGAGCCAAAGCCCUGCAGAUUCCUUUCACUGUGGACAUGAUCGUCAACCUGCCUGUGGACGACUUCAAUGAGAUGAUGUCCAAGCACCAGCUCAACGAGGCCCAGCUGGCCCUGGUCCGUGACAUUCGGCGAAGAGGCAAGAACAAGGUGGCCGCCCAGAACUGCCGCAAGCGCAAGAUGGAGAGCAUCCUGGGUCUGGAGUACGACCUGGACUCCCUGAAGGAGGAGAAGGAGCGUUUGCAGAAGGAGAAGACGGAGAACAGCCGGAACCUGCGACAGAUGAAGCAGCAGCUCAACGCGCUGUACCUGGAGGUGUUCAGCGUCCUGAGAGACGAGCAGGGCCGACCGUACUCUCCCGGCGAAUACUCCCUCCAGCAGACCUCGGACGGCAGCGUCUUCCUCGUCCCCCGCGUUAAAAAGACGCUCGUCAAGAGCGAUAACCGUUAGCACUUCUCUUCUGUCCACUAGCUUCUCUUAUAGCUAUGCAAAAAAAAAAAAAAAAAAGAAAAGAAAAGAAAAAGAAAAACAACUUUCUUGACUUUUUUUGUUUUGUUCUUUUUGCCUGAGUAGUAAUAAAUAAGCAGAACUAUUAUAUAGUUUAUGCUCAUUCGACUCUCUUAAUAUUUUUAAUACCUGUGUUGUUUUAUACUGCUUUAUAUAUUUCCGAAGAUUCUUUUAUCUGUAUGGUUUGUAAAUACAUUUAUACUUUAUUUGCUAUUGAGAUAUGAAAAUGUAUUGUAUAUAAAUAUAUAUAUAUAUAAAUAGAAAUAGAAAUAUAUAGAAAUAUCACAUUUAGUAAUGCUAAUAAUUUUGUGGCGAUCACUGGUAGUUCAGUUCAUUUUAUAUCUUGAUUUUCGGUUCCACUGCGAUUUUAUCUCUCAACUUUGUGCUUUUUUUGACAGAAAAUAAACUAUUCAUGUAACCUGA